AUUAAUGCACCAACACCCAAACAAUUCCUACAUGGAUACAAGAUCAAUAUACCUAUUCUUAAAAACCCACACCGUCCAGUGUUUACACAAAACCCUUUGCCUUUCUGUGAGAGUGAGAGAGCUGGAAAUAGAUUCUGGAAUGAAGGGUUGGAAUGAUUUAGGGGUUGUUGGAACAAUCUUUGAAGAAGAAGAAGAUGAAAAUUCUGCAUUGUCAUCAUCAUUUUCCACUGUUGCUUCCCUUGAAUCUUCCCCUUCUAAAACACCACACUUGUCUAGGCUGGAGCACCACCCACCAUGGCAAUCAGGAAGGAGACAUGAUCCAGAUGUGGUGAUACAUGUGCAGGGCACAUGUUUUCGCCUUCACAAGCAAGCAUUGAUAGCGAAGAGUGCCUAUUUGAAACGGCAGCUAGCGGAAAUGACAGAAAUAACCCUCUCCCCGCCGUUAAACAUAACGGCCCAAACCUUCGCCUUGGUAACGGAAUUCUGCUACGGAACGCACGUCUCCGUCACUCCGUUCAACGUCGCCGCGCUCCGCACUGCCGCGGAGCUGCUCGGCAUGGCGGGGACCGGCGGCGAUGACCUGAAGGAGAUCACGGAGGCCUAUUUCCGCCGCGUGGUCGCCGUUAACAAGGAGUGCGCUUCCAUCGUGCUCCGGUCGUGCUUCCCGCUCCUCCCGGAGUCGGAGGCCGCGGCCGGACUCGUUAGCAGAUGCAUUGAGGCGUUAAGUCUAACGGCGUCGGGCGACGGUGACGGCGACGCUAAGUGCUUGGAAGGGUUGAGGAAUGUCGAGAUUAGUGAUCUGAAACUGAUUCUGGAAUCAGUGAGUCAGCGUUUGGCGGAUUCUCACGAUUUCCUCUAUAGAAUUAUCGACAUCUAUCUCAAGGAAAACAUGGGAUCGUUAAGAGAGGAGGAGAAAAUCCAAAUGUGCAACUACAUAGACUGCAGCAUAUUAUCGCCGAAGCUGUUGAUGCAUGCGGUGCAGAACCCGAGAAUGCCGCUCCGGUUCGUGGUCCAAGCCAUGUUCCUCCAGCAGCUCAACACGCGCCACUCCAUCAUCUCGUCCGCUGCUGGCCACCGCGGCCGUGGUAGGAAGGAGCCCCCAGCCUCGGCCGUGGCCACCCUGGGGGCCAUCCUGAAGAAGGACGCGGCUCAGCGCCAGGUGUCGCAGCUCAAGGCGGUCAUGACCGCCACGAGCUCGCGCAUCCAGACGCUGGAGGAGGAGCUCACCGGCAUGCGCCAGCUCCUCGGCCAACCACAGAGCCGCUCGGCUAGCUUCCGCUUCAGCUCUGAGGAUGCCAACAAGCUCCAGAGAGGCCAACUCGGGUCGUUUUCUUCGUUGAGUUAUCGCGAUGUCGCGCCCUCGUCUCAUGAGGUGAACUUCGGGAGGCGGUUGAUGAACGGGUUGAGGAGCGCUUUCCGAUUGCAGAAGAACAAGGCUGAGAGGAAAGAGGCGACUGGAAAUGGAAAUGGAAAUGGAAAUGGUGAUGCUUUGGGAGAGAGAGAUAUAAUCAUAAUAAGAAAAAAUCAAGCUUUUCAUAAGCGCAGCCGCUCUCAAGUUUAAGAUUUUCACUAUAAUAUCAUCGCCUGUAGUUUAUUAACAAAUUUAUUAUGCAUCUAGUUUCGGUUCGGUAUUUA
Messenger RNA from Salvia splendens (bonfire salvia), 1635 nucleotides. RefSeq names its product BTB/POZ domain-containing protein At3g49900. The coding region runs from base 5 to 1561 and encodes 518 amino acids. The record is from RefSeq and is a predicted model, not a curated record. Lineage: Eukaryota; Viridiplantae; Streptophyta; Magnoliopsida; Lamiales; Lamiaceae. The transcript is spliced from 4 exons. Gene Ontology annotation, molecular function: protein binding.